GUAUCUAGUGCUCAAAACAUCGCCACGCUCGGAAGCCUUAGAAUCAGCCCGUUGACUGCGAGUCCCAUUUGUGGUCUAAUUAUCUAUGUAUCUUUGUGAUCGUGCGUAUCUGUCACAGCUGUGCUGAAAUACUUUUAAAUUACAUUUACAAUUCCACGAUUUUUUUAACGUGUAGCGGCGUAAGUGCUAGAUUCCUCCGGAAUGGGAAUCUUGGAGAAAAUCGCCGAAAUUGAGCGUGAGGUUGCACGAACCCAGAAGAACAAAGCUACCGAGUAUCACUUGGGUCUUCUGAAGGCGAAAUUGGCAAAAUAUCGGACGCAGCUCAUUGAAGGAAACAAGACAAAGAGCGAAAAAGGUGAAGGCUUCGACGUGAUGAAAAGUGGCGAUGCGCGCGUUGCUCUCAUUGGAUUUCCGUCCGUUGGCAAAUCAACACUUCUGUCUACAAUCACCGAGACAAAGAGUGAAUGUGCCAGUUACGAGUUCACAACCUUGACCUGCAUCCCUGGCGUUAUAAAGUACAACGAUGCCGAAAUUCAACUGCUUGAUCUUCCUGGUAUUAUCGAAGGAGCCUCUCAGGGAAAAGGGAGAGGUCGACAGGUGAUUGCGGUGGCUCGCACAGCGGAUUUGGUUAUUAUUAUGCUCGAUGCUACCAAGGCAGAGAUACAUCGGCAACUUCUAGAGGCUGAACUCGAAGCAGUUGGCAUUCGUCUCAACAAGCAAAAACCCAACAUCUAUUUCAAGGAAAAGAAAGGCGGUGGCCUCUCGAUCAAUUCGACGUGUACGCUGACUAAAUGUGAUGAUAAGCUUGUGCAGACCAUUUUGCAUGAGUACAAAAUCUUCAAUGCUGAGGUCCUUUUUCGCGAAGAUGCAACAGCCGACGACUUGAUUGACGUGAUCCAAGGAAACCGUGUCUAUCUUCCUUGCCUCUACGUGUACAACAAAAUUGAUCAGGUAUCGCUUGAAGAGGUCGAUCGGUUAGCGCGGCAACCUGAUUCGGUGGUAGUGAGUUGUCACUGGAAGCUCAAUUUGGACUAUUUAAAGGAGCGCAUCUGGGAAAAGUUGGCGCUGAUUAGUAUUUACACAAAAAAACGCGGCACACCCCCGGAUUUGAAUGAUGGCAUUAUUUUACGUCGAAACGCAUCUAUCGAACAUGUAUGUCACUCUGUGCACAGGAACUUUGUCAACGAAUUUAAAUACGCACUAGUCUGGGGUACAAGUACGAAGUAUUCACCGCAACGAGUGGGACUGAACCAUAUUGUACAUAAUGAAGAUGUGGUUCAACUAGUCAAGAAAUAAAAUGCUGUCUACAGUUGCAAGUAUUCUCGAAUAAUAAACUCAAUGUGUUAUCCAUAGCUACUAAGGUAAAACAUCGAAGGAAAGAGUCUAUUAGAACACAUGCUCAUACGCUUGCGACAAUACACAGCUGAACUAUGUUACAUAUAUAAAUAAUAAGCAGAAUGUUCUAGCAAUUUACUCCGAGUCGUAAAUAAAAAAAAACAGGUUAAAGACCUAACUUUAUUUAUU
This is a messenger RNA of Varroa destructor (honeybee mite), 1524 nucleotides long. Its product is annotated as developmentally-regulated GTP-binding protein 2. NCBI's taxonomy places the organism in Eukaryota, Metazoa, Arthropoda, Arachnida, Mesostigmata, Varroidae. Gene Ontology annotation, molecular function: GTPase activity; GTP binding. The record is from RefSeq and is a predicted model, not a curated record.